AGAGCUUCAUUAUUAGCUAGCAGAGCAGUAGAAGAUAGUAAUUUUGUUGUUACUAGAAAAGUAAGCACACAGAACAUAAGUAGAGAGACGAGAGACACUAGAGAGGAAAAACCAAAAACCAAAAACCCUAAUAAAUAAAUAAAAGCUGUUUUCACAUUUUUUUUUUCCGCGGUUUUCUCCUUUGUUUCUUCUACUAUCUCAAGCCAGCAGCAGCAGCAAUUAAAAAAAAUAUUUAACAUAGAUUUUCUCUGCAUUUUUCUCUGAAAGCCGUGCUUUGAUGUGAAAGGAGAAGAAGCUUGAAGACAGACCAAAUCAAUUGGCGAAAUCAAUGCUUCUGGUGGAAUUUUGAAGUUUAAGACAGCUUUCGAGCGAUCUCUCGGGUCUUGUUUGCUGAGAGGAUUUUGCUAUUGCCAGAUCCAAAAAUCAAGAGGCUGUAAUAGCUUUGACUUAGACGAAAGGGGGAGAAAAAGGUCCUUGAAGUGAUUUGAUUGGAUUUUGAGGGGAUAGGUAUCUAUUUGGUCGCUUUUGCUUUACAAGAACCAAAUUAUUAGUUUUUUCUUUGGGAGAUUUUGGGAUCUUGGAGUUGAAUCCGUUGUGGGGGAAUCAGAAUCUUCUUGGUGUUUGGGUCUGUGUACUGUGUUCUUCAAGUUUCAUGUGAUUCAUUGGAGAAGUGGGAAAACGCAGAGAGAAGGUAUUGUCAAGUCUCUGAGUUUUUGUAUUCAUCUGCAAGGAGAGAGUCUUUGGUUCUUGUCUUGAUUUCUCAACUUGGUGGGGGCAGCUCAAUAAUGCAAAGCAAAAAUCCUGAUAUCUUCCAGAAUCUUGUGAGCCUGUCUCUCUCCAAGAAAGUACAAUCCCUCUAAGGAUCGUGUUUAUAAAGAGAAAACUAAGCGAGCGCUCUCUUCUCUUCUCCGCAAUCUUAAAUGAGUCGACUACAGAAGCGAGGGAAGCAGGAAAAGCCUGUAGUAUCUGAUGGCGCUGAAAAGGUCAUUGUGGCUGUUAAAGCGUCUAGAGAGAUUCCAAAGACAGCCUUGAUUUGGGCCUUGACUCAUGUUGUUCAGCCUGGAGACUGCAUUACGCUGAUUGUUGUUGUCCCUUCUCACAACUCGGGACGGAAACUUUGGGGUUUCACAAAGAGUUUCCCUAUGUUUGCUGGGGACUGUGCAAGUGGUCAUCGGAAAUCACAUUCUGAAGCACUACCAGAGAUUAAAAGUGACCUCACUGACACUUGUUCCCAAAUGAUUCUCCAGCUUCAUGACGUCUAUGAUCCGAACAAGAUAAAUGUCAAGAUCAAGAUUGUUUCUGGAUCACCCUGCGGAGCUGUUGCUGCUGAGUCGAAGAAAGCCCAAGCAAACUGGGUUGUACUGGACAAACACCUUAAGCACGAAGAGAAACGGUGUAUGGAUGAAUUGCAGUGUAACAUUGUGGUGAUGAAGCGUUCUCAGGCAAAAGUUCUACGCUUAAAUUUAGUUGGAUCGCCGAGGAAGGGUGCUGAAAAAGAAUCUCCUUUACCAACCGGAGCAGAAGCAGCUUCUGACAAACACACAAAGAACACAAAAGGAUCGUUAGAUUCUGACAGAGGACUACCCGUAACUCCUACAAGUAGCCCUGAGCUGGGGACGCCGUUCACAAGUACAGAAGCCGGGACUUCAUCGGUGUCGAGCUCUGACUUGGGAACUUCGCCAUUUUUCACGUUGGGAAUGAACGGAUACAUGAAGAAGGAUGGAGCAUUGGUGAUCAAGGAGAAUGAUGAUUCCGGCUCUGAAACAGAGAGCGAAAACCAAUCACUAGCGUCGACGAGUAUGAGAUUCCAGCCAUGGAUAUCAGAAUAUAUUGGCGCUCAUCGCCAGUCAUCCCAGGAGGCCGAGGAGAGCCUAUGGAAAAACGAUGACAGGGCUCAAAUAUCCACUACAAAGGCAUUGCUUGAGAAGUUCUCCAAACUGGAUGUAGAAGCUGGGUUGUCGUCUAGUCGAAGGCAUGACCUGGAGUUCAGUGGAAACGUAAGAGAUGCAAUUUCACUCUCUCGGAAUGCUCCUCCUGGUCCGCCUCCUCUCUGUUCUAUCUGCCAGCAUAAGGCGCCAGUGUUUGGGAAACCCCCGAGGCUGUUUUCAUACGCCGAGCUAGAGCUUGCAACUGGUGGGUUUUCACAGGCUAACUUCUUGGCUGAAGGUGGAUAUGGAUCUGUUCAUCGGGGUGUACUACCGGAAGGCCAGGUAGUUGCAGUGAAGCAACACAAACUGGCCAGUUCUCAAGGAGAUGUAGAGUUCUGCUCCGAAGUGGAAGUUCUCAGCUGUGCUCAGCACAGAAAUGUCGUUAUGCUUAUUGGUUUCUGCAUUGAAGACAGCAGACGGCUCUUGGUCUAUGAAUACAUAUGCAACGGUUCACUUGACUCACAUCUAUACGGUCGCCAAAGGGAAACACUUGAAUGGCCAGCACGGCAAAAGAUUGCUGUUGGAGCUGCAAGAGGACUUAGGUAUCUUCACGAAGAGUGCAGAGUUGGCUGUAUUGUCCACAGAGACAUGCGUCCUAACAACAUCCUCAUCACUCAUGAUAAUGAGCCACUGGUUGGAGAUUUUGGUCUAGCGAGAUGGCAGCCUGAUGGGGAACUUGGUGUAGAAACACGAGUGAUAGGAACGUUCGGCUAUUUAGCUCCAGAAUAUGCUCAAAGCGGACAAAUCACAGAGAAAGCGGAUGUCUACUCGUUCGGGGUUGUUCUAGUGGAGCUAGUCACAGGCCGCAAAGCCAUUGAUAUUACCAUGCCGAAAGGCCAGCAAUGCCUCACUGAAUGGGCACGUCCGCUACUUGAAGAAUAUGCAGUAGAAGAACUUAUCGAUCCGAGGCUUGGAAACCGCUUUGUAGAAAGUGAGGUCAUUUGUAUGCUUCAUGCAGCUUCGCUGUGCAUACGUAGAGACCCACAUUUGAGGCCACGCAUGUCUCAGGUGUUGCGUAUACUGGAAGGAGAUAUGAUAAUGGACGGGAACUACGCAUCAACGCCAAGCUCAGAGGUAGGCAACAGAAGCGGACGGUUCUGGGCGGAUCAUUACAGCAGUCAGCUAGGGAAUGAUGGGUCGGAUAGAUUCAGUGAAAGGCUGUCUACUGAAACGCCAAGACUAGCUUUACGGGAGAGGGAAAGAGGGACACUGAACCACAACAAGCAAUACUAAGAUUAAGAGUGCAAAGCCGAGUAAAAUCACAUAACUGUGUUUUAUGGAGAAAGAUUAGUUGAUAGGGUAUUAAGUAAAGUCCCCUGUUUUGUUGUGGUCCAAAACUGACAAGAAAGCUUUUUUGGACCCAUUUUUUUUGGUUUGUAUAGAGGGUAAGAUGCAAAAACCGUUGCUUAAAUAUGUUAUCAAGAAAUUUGAAAUUGUUUUUGGUAAAAGGAAUGACUAAAAUAGCAAAACAACAAUUGGCGUUUUU
Molecule: messenger RNA, 3414 nt
Organism: Thlaspi arvense
Lineage: Eukaryota; Viridiplantae; Streptophyta; Magnoliopsida; Brassicales; Brassicaceae
Source: the annotation of a GenBank genome assembly